This is a messenger RNA of Drosophila teissieri, 2204 nucleotides long. Its product is annotated as Krueppel-like factor 12. The transcript has 5 exons. The record is from RefSeq and is a predicted model, not a curated record. Gene Ontology annotation, biological process: regulation of transcription by RNA polymerase II. Gene Ontology annotation, molecular function: DNA-binding transcription factor activity, RNA polymerase II-specific; RNA polymerase II cis-regulatory region sequence-specific DNA binding. The coding region runs from base 1 to 1188 and encodes 395 amino acids. Lineage: Eukaryota; Metazoa; Arthropoda; Insecta; Diptera; Drosophilidae.
AUGCGAACGCAAACGCGAACGCCAACGCCAUAUGCCAUAUGCUAUGUGCCAUGUGCUCCCCUUUCUCGGCCACCUCUGCGACCCUGUCAGCCGAAAAAUGGACUUGGAUCCGACCCUCUGUCAGCAAAGGAGGCAGAGGGCCCUCCGGUUCAGGUUGAACCAGUUGAUCUGAGCUUGCGAUCGCCGCGCGCAAGUACUUCGCAUGGAAACAGCAGCAGCAGCUACAAAUUCUCGUCGGCCAACAAGGCAGUUGGCUACAGCAAUGGCAAGCCGGGUGGAUCCUCCGGCUCGUCCUCGUCCUCGGGCUUUGGAGCGGGCUCAGCUGGAUCCUCGUCGCUGGGGGCCUUUGCUGCCCAGCAGCAGCAGCAACUGUAUGCCUCCUCCGGUGUGUCCAAGUUGCCAUUCUCGCCGUUCUUCGCGGCCUCGCCAUUCUUUUUCACCUAUCGACGGAUCAGCGGAAGCGGAAGUGGAAACGGCAGCGGCAGCGGAAGUGUCAGCGUCAAGCAGGAGGACAACAACAACAGCUGCAGCUACAACAACGGCAGCAGCAGCGGCGGCGGCGGCACAGGAUCGACGACGAACAGCAUGCAGGACUACGAGAGCAAGUUCUCGCUGCUGAGCCUGUUCAAGAAUCCCUACAAGUUUGCCGGCGGCGAUGGCCAUGCCUCGCGCAAGACCUCGCCCACCGGCGGCUCCAGCAAGUCCCUGGCCUCCUCCAACUCCUCGCCCAGCUGGAAGAGCUACGCCGGCUCCGCCUCGCCACACGCCGCCCUCAACCCCGCCUUCGGGGGCAUGGCGCGGGGGGCAACGCGCAAGGAUAGCAGCAGCUUCAGUGGGAUUAACUUUGGCGGGAGCAGCUCAGCCUUCGGAUUCAGCACCUCCUCCGAUUCGAUGGCCAACGGCGGCUACAAUGAUCUCUCCAAGAACCGCAAGGUGCACAAGUGCGACACCGAGGGCUGCGACAAGGUGUACACCAAGAGUUCGCACCUCAAGGCGCACAAAAGGACGCACACAGGUGAGAAGCCGUACGUGUGCACGUGGGAGGGCUGCAUCUGGCGCUUCGCCCGCUCGGACGAGCUGACCCGCCACUACCGGAAGCACACGGGCGUGAAGCCCUUCCGCUGCCAGCUGUGCACCCGCAGCUUCAGCCGCUCGGACCACCUGUCGCUGCACAUGCGCCGCCACUGAGGAUUUGCGACUGCCGAUCUGGCCAUACAUACUCGUACUCGUACUCGAAAUCGUACUCGAAAUCGCACUCGUGUUCGAACUACUCACAUCCGUGAAUACUCAUCUGAGACGCUGUCGUGGAGCAGCUCUUGAUUAUUUAUACGCACUCGAAUCACAUCCAUUGAUCAUUCACUGAGACCAGAUAUUCAGAUAUUCCAUGUCGCCUAAGUAGCUCAAUUUAGAACUUAAGAGGGCUCAAAGCCCAACUUAGUUGGUAGCUAGACUGUAGUUUUGUGGCGGAAAGAUUUGUAAAAUUUUUCACAUUUUAAGCCCAGAGACAAUUGCCUUCAGAAGCCAAGUUAACAAAGUGGAUUUUUACCUACCAUACAUACACAUACAUAUGUAUCUGCAUAGUUAAAUAUAUUUUUAUAUACUACAGAUAGUUUUUGGAUUGGUGCUAGCAACUUGCGUGUACAUAGUUCUAGAUAAACGUAUACAGCCCCUAGAUCGGUAAGAUGAAAUUUAACUAAUUUUAGAUCAAAUUUUAAUUGGUUUUUAAGUAGAAAAUUGUAUACAGAAUCACAAACAAAAGAGGCAAAACAACCCGACAAGCAAAGCAAUAUUUAUAUAUAUAUUCAGAGAUACUCUCAUCUGCAGGGUAUCUUCAUCAUUUUGUACUAUACGCACAUGGAGUGAUAGUUGAUGAGGAUUUUCACCUAAAGGGGCUCGAUGAGGGAAGUGUUUGAUAGCGUCUUCUAACAAAAACAUUGAUAGUUUGAAACCUAAAGAUACGAUAACAUCGUUUGAUUAUUAAAAAAAAGCUGUAUUCUGAACCGUAGGUGCCUUAAAUUCUAUGACAUACUUGCUAAAAUUAAGACAUUAAUUGUAAUUUCAUCUUUUGUUAAUCCUAUAAGCAUAGUUCUUCACCAACACAUACGCUUUAAGCUGCCUUAUAGCCACGCAACGCACUGUAUUCCCUGGCGAACCCCCAUAGCAAUUUGCCUCAUACCAACUGUCAUCAUAGAUUUUAGCACACU